GAGCUGUACAGCCAGUCAUAUGAUGAGAUUGGGGUGAUGUUCGCCUCCAUCCCCAACUUCUCUGACUUCUACACAGAGGAGAGCAUCAACAAUGGGGGGAUUGAGUGCCUCAGGUUCCUCAACGAAAUCAUCUCCGAUUUUGACAGUGUAAGAAGCUCAUAAAUCCAUAAUUUCGUUUUGUGAAUUGUAACAGUCAUGCAAAUGUUGAAACUAGCUUGCUAUAACAAUGGAAGUACUGUAUGUUAUGACUCCCUAUUCCCCAUGCAUGCCCACUGUAUAGGAAAUAAAGAUACUGCCUAACACUUUGAGACUUUACUUUUCAACCCGUGACCUUUAACCUCUGACAGCUCCUGGACGAGUCUCAGUUCCGCUGCAUCACCAAGAUCAAAACCAUUGGCAGCACCUACAUGGCAGCGUCAGGGGUCACUCCCGACGUCAGCAACGGCUACGCCUGUCUGAAGGUUAGCUCAUUACCAUGGUCAUCAGCCACUGGGUCUGGGUCAGAGGAGGCUUAAACUAGCCGUGUAAACUCCUAUAGCAUCAGAUAAUCAUGUAAACUCCUAUAGCAUCAGAUAAUCAUGUAAACUCCUAUAGCAUCAGAUAAUCAUGUAAACUCCUAUAGCAUCAGAUAAUCAUGUAAACUCCAAUAGCAUCAGAUAAUCAUGUAAACUCCAAUAGCGUCAGAUAAACUUGUAAACUCCUAUAGUAUGACAUCAUCAUGUGAACUCCUAUAGCUAAACAGCAGAUAACUCCUGAAUAACACUAAGCCAUGUAAACUCCUUACCAAAACAUCAGAGAACUCCUGAUGAACUCAGUCUAGAGAAUCUUAUAUUGUUUGUGGUAGCAGGUCAGAAAUGUAUUCAAGAGCUUUAGGACUGAUCUUUUACAGAGGAUAUGUUAAUUUUAUGGGUGAUGAUGAUCGUAGCGGUGGUGAUGAUCAAAUGAAUUCACUUAACUUGAUGAAGAUGGUUAAGGUAGAGUGCUGUGUUGUGCAGAAAGAGGAGCUGAAUGACAGAGAGCGCUGGCAGCAUUUGGCAGAUCUGGCUGACUUUGCUCUGGCCAUGAAGGUCACGCUCAUGAACAUCAACUACCAGUCCUUCAACAACUUUAUGCUACGCAUAGGUCAGUGCUAACCUUCAGCCAUAUAUUUUAAGGUGAGAGGAGAAUGGAGAGCGUAUCCUAGUUUGCAUGCAUAUCAUAUAUCCCAUACUUCCUCCUCUCCUCAGGUUUGAAUAAAGGGGGGGUGCUGGCAGGAGUGAUUGGAGCCCGGAAGCCUCACUAUGACAUCUGGGGCAACACUGUGAAUGUGGCCAGUCGCAUGGAGUCCACAGGGGUCAUGGGUAACGUCCAGGUAAGGCCUCUCCAUACAGGGUGCGAUGAGAUGCAGGAUGUGAUAAGUAGUGAGGUGACAAUCAGCUAUAGCUCUAGCACAUUGGCCUGUAAGGUCGUUGAUGUACCUGAUUUCUGGUGCGGACUGAGCAGGAGCACUUGAUAUCCUACAAUGAGUGAUAGUGGCAGCGUUCCAGGCUGACUACAUUGCAGUCACCUGCAAGAUCUCAAAACCAGAUAUAGCAAACUGAUACCCGACCGUGCAGUCGAUGAUGUGGCAUGCAACCAUUGGUUGACUGCAAUGUAGUUGCCCUGGAACACAGGCAUUUUCUCCCAGAUGGCUAUAAUAACACAAGAAUAAUCUUACUUUGUUUAAUUACUAUUUAGAUUGUGGGGUUUGACAUCAGGGAAUAGCUUUAAGUAGACCAAAUCUGGGCAGAAAACACAUAAGUGUUGGCUGGAUCUGUAUGCAUGCGGAGAUUCAUCACCUAAAAUUGUGUGAUUCUGCUGCCACCAGGUGGUGGAAGAUUGCUACCACAUCUUGAAGGAGUACGGAUUCCGUUUUGUGAGGAGGGGACCCAUCUUUGUGAAGGGGAAAGGAGAGCUGCUCACCUACUUUCUGAAGGGUCGAGAAAAACAGGGCUCCUUCAUCAACGGCUCCUCGGUCACCCUGCCACACCAAGUGGUGGACAACUCCUGA
This is a messenger RNA of Coregonus sp. 'balchen', 2029 nucleotides long. NCBI's taxonomy places the organism in Eukaryota, Metazoa, Chordata, Actinopteri, Salmoniformes, Salmonidae. The record is from the annotation of a GenBank genome assembly.